Ambispora gerdemannii is the source of this 295-nucleotide messenger RNA. NCBI's taxonomy places the organism in Eukaryota, Fungi, Glomeromycota, Glomeromycetes, Archaeosporales, Ambisporaceae. The record is from the annotation of a GenBank genome assembly.
GGAUACCGUUACCACCAGUUUUAUGAAGGCUAACCAAGAUGCUAUGAAGUCAUUUUCCGAAUUUAUUGAAAAAUGUCUUAAUAUAUUGAAGAAAGAGCCUAAACAGCCUAAGAAGAUGAUGCUCAAAAAAAUAGAAAAUGAAAUGUCUGCCGUGCGUCUCUUUAUACGAGAAAUUCAACCAAUUAUGCGCAGUAAUCUUCGAGGUGAAAAUCCUAAACAGCUCGAAAUUUUCAAACCGAUUGAUGCUUGCUGCCAAUUGACUCAAACUGAGAUGUCUUAUCAAUUAUUGCGCAUU